Molecule: messenger RNA, 3895 nt
Organism: Hypoxylon fragiforme
Lineage: Eukaryota; Fungi; Ascomycota; Sordariomycetes; Xylariales; Hypoxylaceae
Exons: 6
Coding region: 343-3522 (1059 amino acids)
Source: RefSeq, a predicted model, not a curated record
UAUGUGAUCUCUCAAUAUCACAUCACAUCCUCACCUCUUCCUCCUCUUUCUUCACGCUUCUCUCCUCUAGGUAUUGCGUCACCCUAUCGUCUGUGGUUUCUAUUUAGUUGGGAGCCUUCUCCUCCUCCUUCUCAUUCUCUCUUGUCAUUCUCUCUUGUCUUAAGAAGACAUUCGCUCUUCAUACUCUAUUUCCUUCAACGCUGAUAUUUUACAACUUACCUCUCUUUCAAAAAGCUAGAAGACAAGAUUCACUACGACAGCAGCUGUACAAAAGUCCUCUAUCUAUCUCACACUGAAAAAAAAAAAGCAUUUCCUAUUAGUUAUCUCAUACCACCUUCGAAUAUGCCAACUGAAAGACGGAGAGCAGAGGCCUUUGAUCGGCCUGUAGCUGCCGUGCUAACACCUAAAGUUACCAAGAAAACUAAACAUAAUAAGCAAGGCAGUGCUCAGUCCAGUGAACAGGGCAUCUCUUAUAGCCAGGGGAAGAUGCCAGCCAAGAGUGAUGUGCUUGUUGACGUGGUACCAGCAACGCUGUCCCGCAUAGAUACCUCAGUCAUUCCCUUACCUUCUCACUUGGCAACUUUUCCUCGCCUACAAGAAGCUGCCCUAACUAGAUCAGGGGAGGCUCUCAGCCAUUGCAAGGAAAUUGGAAUUGGACUUCUAGGCGAGAUCUCACUAAAACUAAGCCAGAUUAAGGGCACAGACGAUGCCAUUAAGCACACAGAGACAAUCCAAGGCCUUAUGCGAACACGGAACCCAAAGAUUAUAUUAGGAAUCGUUGGUUCUACUGGCCAUGGGAAGAGCUCCCUCAUCAAUGCACUUCUGGAUGAACAAAGACUGAUCCCGACUAACUGUGUUCGAGCUUGUACUGCAGCAGUGACGGAAAUAUCAUGGAAUGAUUCUGACGACCCAGAGCGACGCUAUAGAGCAGAAAUAGAAUUUAUCUCUGCAGAGGAGUGGCUCUCCGAACUAGAGAUCCUUUUCCAGGACCUCACAAUGUCUACCGGGGAGGCUCUAGCAGAAAAGGUAGAUGUCGAUGCCGAGGUCGCAUGGGCUAAGGUCAAAGCCGUGUACCCUAACAUCAAUAGGAACAAGCUUGCUGUGAUGGAUGUAAAGGCGCUUGUUAACGACGCUGCCAUAUGCAAGUACCUUGGAUCUAUCCAAACCGUGAAUGGGGGGGAAGCCAAGCUUUUCUACAAGAAUGUGAUGAAGUACAUUGACAACCUCCAAAAAGAGCCAGGUGUUGAGGAUGCAGAGGGACAUAAUAAAGAGAAUGCAGGCCAACUUACUAUGCAGCUCUGGCCGCUCGUGAAAGUCGUUCGAAUCUUUACUAAAGCUGAUGCCUUGUCUACAGGCACGGUGAUUGUUGAUCUACCUGGUGUUGAAGAUUCCAAUGCUGCCCGUGCCGCAGUUGCUGCAAAAUAUCUUGAGAAGUGUAGUGGAAUUUGGGUUGUGGCCCAAAUCACUCGCGCAGUCGAUGAUAAGGCUGCCCAUAAGCUUCUCGGUCAAUCUUUCAAGCAACAACUCAACUAUGAUGGUAAUUACUUGGGACUCACAUUUGUUUGCACAAAAACGGAUGAUAUCACUUUGGCUGAAGCAGCUGAUGUUCUGGGACUCGGUCGGGAACUGGAUGUUCUCAACCGGAAAGGGGAGGCUGUUCAACACUGGGAAGACCAUGGUGAGCAGCAAAAUGCUACUGACCAGAGUCGUUCGAAUGCCCUAUCUUCCUAUAUUAGCGAGCUUGAUAAUCAGCUUUCGCAAUGGGAGAAAUUAGAAGGUAGCCACCGGAAAGGAGAGACCGUCACAGCAUCCCAAGUUCGUUCUAGAAAGCAAAAGGCCACUGCCAGAACAUUCAGACGAGGCAAGAGAAUCAAGACAGACGGCCCUGAGGAUGACAAUGGCCUUUCUUCGUAUGUAUCAGCUAGCGAAUUUUGGGAUGGUCUAAACAACGAUACACCCAAGGUCCCGGAUGAUGAUCCUCUACAGGUGGACCAAAUCAGGUCAAUUAUUGACCAACUGAGGGCAAAAAAGCACGUCGCGUGUGAAGAGAAAGAAAAGCUUGACGAGAAGAUUUACGAUGAGCUUGACCAGGCUGAGGAAUUGAGCGAUGAUUACGCAAAUGAGCAUUUUGAACUAUUAUCGCUGUGUAUUCGCAAACGGAAUGAGUACAGCCGAGAAACAAUGCGUACACAGUUUGCCCAAGGAUUAAGAGAACUUGACCAUGAUAACUCACAGCGCGACAAUCAGGAUGACUAUGACCCCGACGCCAACUUCCGUGAUUACGACAAGGCUGCCCAGGCAUUAAGUGUCUUCUGCGUCAGCAGCAAAGCAUAUCAGGGACUCAGUGGCCGGUCGAGUAAGAGGAGCCGCAAAGUGGAGGGAUUCAGCUGCCGUGAGGAUACAGAAGUACCACAGCUAAUAGCACACGCAAAGAACUUCGCCGAGAAAGCCCGUUCAAGGAACAACAUGUCAUUCUUGAAUGGUCUACUACAAGUGUUGAAUUCGCCAUACGUGUGGUGUUCUAUACAAAGAAAUGGGACCAUAUUCUCUGACACUGAAAAGGAGACGGAGGUGGCUCACAUAAGGGCUAGCAUUCUCAAGUUGACCGAAGACAUGCGUGCAUGCUCAAAAACCUUCACUAUAAGGUACAGACAAAUCAUAACUAAUCACCUCUUCGCUCAUCUCGAUAUUGCAGUUAUGGCAGCCACUAGACGAGCCCCAGCGACCAUCAGUCGUUGGCCUAAACGAUGCAGGGAGGAUCAAGGCUUGUAUUGCAAUUCUUAUAGGCUCGCUUGUCGACGCCGGGGUGUUUAUUCUGGAACGGCAGGCUGGCGAGAUUUCAAUGAAGAGUUGGUUGAUCCUCUCAAGCGAUGCCUAGCUCAAGCAUGGGAGGUCUCAUUUCAACAGCAAAUCCCACAAGCCCUGAGUGAAUUCACGCGUGCUUCCGAGAAGCUACUUUAUAUGUUCCAUUGCAAUAUGAAGUCCCGUAUCCAAAAGAAAGCAAACUUCAUGAUCAUGAGCGCCCUUGAAUCACAACUGGGGACUCGCAUCAAUAGCACACGCCAUAUAAUCGACGCGGUUGGCUGUGAGAUCACAGAUACGCAGCGUGAGGCCAGUCGAAAAUUCAACUCGUCGGUCAAAGCGCGAUUGGAGACAACAUAUUCCACCUGUGCAAAUGAGGCAGGCCCAGGGUGCUUCAAGCGUAUUCAAGCCUACAUGAGUAACGAAAUCGAAAGCAAUGCGUCGCAGAUCCUUAAUGCUGCAGCCACCACCGUAAAAGAGGACUUGGAGAGUCUAUGCAAAUUUUUAUAUCAUGGACUUGAGAAAAGCAUUACCGAAAUGGUAUAUGUCAUGAGCAAUGAUUACUUCAAUGUGAUCAAUAUCGAAGUAUUCGAUGAGGAUACCAAGAAGGCACUGGGUGAAUUGUUGGAUUUCCUCAAGCAGGCCGACGAAAGCUUCCAGCCGCCCCCUGACGAUCGUGAUGGUGGCCUUUUUGUGGAUCCCGCCGCAGCGCCUGUAUAGGUAUAGGUGUCAAGAGUUCGAAGGCUUGGACGUAAGCUGACCAGCAAGUCGAGGUCAGUCAGUAAGUAGUGGGACAAUAUCUGGCAAGUGUCACGGUAUUUCUACUUGGUAUAAUGGGGUACCGAUCAAGGAGAUGGAGCAGGAAAAUGGCGAAAGAAAAGGAGAGAACCAAAAGGUAUGAAUGUGUUACUUUUCCAGACGGAUGACUAUAGCAGGGAAAUUGCUUGAUCUCGGUCGGUAGGUAUCUACGCAAAGGGGGUUUGAUGUUGCUUCACACUCACUAGGCUUGAUGACUUGAUUAUGGAUACUAGGUACCUGCCUCUCAGGUAGACGCCGCAAUACAAAUUACCACAUUCGCUUCAUUAAAAAGAAA